Thalassophryne amazonica is the source of this 2199-nucleotide messenger RNA. RefSeq names its product ring finger protein 150b (gene rnf150b). The coding region runs from base 440 to 1789 and encodes 449 amino acids. The record is from RefSeq and is a predicted model, not a curated record. The transcript is spliced from 6 exons. NCBI's taxonomy places the organism in Eukaryota, Metazoa, Chordata, Actinopteri, Batrachoidiformes, Batrachoididae.
CAGGAAAACCGUUGUAUUAUUUGUAGCAACUUGACCCGAGUGGGCUCAGGCCAAGUCAAAACAAUGCAGCGUUUAGCUAGCUGUAAAUAUUCAACACGACAGCGUGAUGGGGUCGUGCUGUAAGUUAAAAUAACAGCGUGUCGGUUUAAUCUUUAUUUUAACCUGCGUUAUAUAUUCUUUUUCUUGGGUUAAGUUAGUUAAAACGCGUGUGCGCUUAGAGAAUUUUUGUGGGUUUUUUUGUGGGAGGGAGGUGUUUUUGGAGGAAUGGAGACGGCUAACAGGCAGCUGUUGCUCGGUGUGAAAGUGUCGGAGAGGAGCGGCUAAAAAAAAGAAAUACAAGGUGGGAGUGUGAAUUAAAAGGACAAACUGCUAAAAUAAACGCAGGCUGAUGGAGGAGUAGGCGGCCGGGCCACCGACCGACGCAGCGGGGAGGCUCAGCAUGGCCCCGGGCUCUCUGGUGGCGGCCUGCCGCAGCCUGGCCCUCUCGACGUGGCUGCUCUCCUUCUGCUUCGUCCACCUGCUGUGUCUGGACUUCACCGUGGCCGAGCGGGAGGAGUGGUACACCGCCUUCGUCAACAUCACCUACGUGGACCCGGCCACCUCGGAGCUGCGCACCGAGAAGACGGAGUGCGGCCGCUACGGGGAGCACUCCCCGAAACGCGACGCCAAGGGGGUGGUGGUGCUGCCCGCCGCGUCGCACGACCGCCAGGCCUGCGACCCCAACACCCGCUUCUCGGUGCCCGCACAGGCCGGGGCCUGGAUAGCGCUGAUAGCCCGGGGCAACUGCACCUACAAGGACAAGAUCCGCCACGCUGCCGCCCACAACGCGUCAGCUGUGGUCAUCUUCAACGUGGGCGCCGCCAACACCAACGACACCAUCACCAUGCCUCACCCAGGUACAGGUGAGGUGGUCGCUAUUAUGAUCCCUGAGCCAAAAGGCCGUGAAGUUGUGUCGCUGCUGGAGCGCAAUGUAAUGGUCACCAUGACGAUCACCAUUGGGACGAGGAACCUGCAGAAGUAUGUGAGCCGGACGUCGGUGGUGUUCGUGUCCAUCUCUUUCAUCGUGCUGAUGAUCAUCUCUCUGGCCUGGCUUGUCUUCUACUACAUUCAGAGGUUCAGAUAUGCCAAUGCCAGAGACCGCAACCAGCGUCGUCUUGGGGACGCAGCCAAGAAGGCCAUCAGUAAGCUGCAGGUCCGAACCAUCAGGAAGGGUGACCAAGAAACUGAGGUUGACUUUGAUAACUGCGCCGUCUGCAUCGAGGGCUACAAAGCUAACGACGUGGUGCGCAUUCUGCCCUGCAGACAUUUGUUUCAUAAGAGCUGUGUGGAUCCGUGGCUCCUCGACCAUCGAACGUGUCCCAUGUGCAAGAUGAACAUCCUGAAGGCACUCGGCAUCGCGUUAAAUGCAGAUUGUUUGGACGACCUGCAGCUGGACUAUGACCUGGCUCUCGGCGGUGUGGGUGGGGUUGGGGUCGGCGGUAUGGGCGGAGUCGGGGCCCUGGCCCUGGAGGCCGUGGUGUCUGGAGCGUCCAGUGACGGAACGCUGAGUGAGGGAAGCUCGUCGGUGGUGCUGGACCCCGGCGUACGACGGGUCGGGCUUCCACAGGACUACCAAGACCCGGACACCCUGAGAGACAGUCCUGUGGUGGCCAACAGGGACACUCACGCAGGUGAGUUCCAACCAGUGGCGAGCAGCUCCUCCGUGGCAUCUUUGGUCAUCGCUGUGGAAACGGGCCUGUCAGACGAGGAGGGGUCGAUGGAACGGUGUCGUCUGGGGGACAAGUCAUGAGACAGCAGUAAACCAGAACCGGGCCAGAGCAGACCAGGUUAGGGUUGUAGUAACCAGGUGGAAUGUCGGUGAGUGUGAUUAGUUCUACGAAUGUCCUGAUAAAAACCAGAUCUAAACCAGAACCAAACCUGAAAGUACCGGAGUGGAUGUGACCUGAUCUAAGCCCGGAAACUGGUUCUGUUUUUGACUGGUUAUACAAAACCAACACCAGUGUUUGUCUUUUUUUUUUUUUUUUUUUUUUUUUUUUUUUUUAACUUUGGAACUGCGUGCUGCAGAAUUUUGCUACUAAUGAGCUACCUUUAGAAUGGACCCAAACCAAAUGUCUGGUCCCCAGGUGGACCUAAAACCAAGACCUAGGUGUUGAUGGGUGGACCUUUGUCAUAUUAAUGUUUCUUUCCGUUUCUGAGACC